AUGUCUCUCAGUCAAGCGAACACGAGCCUUGCACGCACCAAGCCGCUCCGCAACCCGAUCAAGUCGUCCCUGACCGCGACCCAGCCGAGCUCGGCAACAGGCAACGCCAUUCCGAGCACAGCGUCACACGUCUCGCUGUUCCUGACCAACCUCCGUCUCCUCGACCUCGACCAGGAGCCCGACUGGCCCGAGAUAACCCCUGCCACCUUCUCCGCCAGAGACGCCGCUGGCGGCCAGAAGAAACGCAUCCAAUGCGUCGAAUGGGCCCUUUACAACCUCUUUUUGCUCUGGGACGAGGCCGAGGUGCGCAACAAGCUGAAACCCUUCUACCCGCCACUUGACCAGGUCCAGUCGGUCAAUCUGAGGGCCGCCCUGCUGCGAGGCCUUGAGCAGGCGAAGCGCAAUGGCGUCCUGGGUCGGGAUGCCGUGAUCCGCAAGACCAUGCUCGACGAGUGCAAAGGGGAGCGCUUCGAGGAGGUCUUGGCUGUCUUUUCCUCUGCAGUUCUGAAGAAGCUGGUGGCCGAGAGGGCCCUCAACUCCGGUUUCGAGUACCGCCCUACCAUAUCCGAGAAGAUCUCGCUGGAGAACUGGGGGUAUUCCGGCGAGCGAACCGAGCUCAAUGGCCUACUCCUUGCGCACAAGGCCUCCUUGGGUUCGACUUUGGCGGACAAGAACGCGGCGCGUGAGCGGUACCGGGAUUUUGCAGAUUUAUUGGCCUUGAAGCAGCGGGGUCUGGCAAGGAGAAGAGAGCAGGCCAAGGCUGCCAAGGAACAAGCUGGUGCCACCGCUGUUCCGGAGCACACCAAGAAGCAGACACGCCAGAUUCUGAGGGCCAAUUGGACCGGAAAUGAACAAUGGAUCGACACCAUACUCUACGAUGAAAUGACAUCUCGUCAGGGUGGGCUUCUGGCUUCGAAUUUUGAUCACGUUUGGAGUGGCGUCCGGGAGGGCAGGCUGUCCGAUCUGGAGGACAAGACUUCUGGUCUCCUGGAGCAGCUUGACCAGAGAGUCAGGCUUCAGCGCUCAAGACUGGAGAAAUGGCAAGGUUUCCGCCGGAAACUCUUUGGCGACGAAGCAUCCGCCCCUAUGCCGCCGACCUCUCAGCCGAGGGACCAGAUACAGGGUGUUGAUCUUGGAUUCACCGCCCACCGACAGCUGCAACCGGAACUAGGAAUUGAAGGCGGCACUGUACUAAAACCUCCUCACCCUCCUCCCGAAUACGAGCAACUGCUCGAGUCGAUGAGGAUCGAGCUUCAAAGCACUGAGAGACCCCGUGUACUAGAUCUGUCCAAAUUGCGGAGAACACGAGCCGCUGAGUACGAUCAUCUUAGCCUGGCACCGCCCAGCACAGCUGUUGAGCAGAUUUCUGACCUGAGCGAAUGGGAAGACGAGCAGGAAGAAGAACAAGACCCUGCCCCAAAGACAGCAAGUGUUCCCUCAAACAAGGCUGUCAAGGGCUCCAGUAGUCAAUUGACUCGAGAUCGAGCAUUGAGGAGGCCCGUCAUUCGGCAAACAACGUCCGCUGAGAGUAGUACCAGUGUGGAGGGAUCAAGUUCACUCCGAAAGGGCAGACAUCAGAGGUCUGAGUCCAAGAAGUUGCAGAUGAACUUGAAAUCAGAGCCUGGCCCCGUGGUCAGGCAGGAGUCGCCUAUGCCUCACAUCAAAACCCCUGACAUGGCAUCCUCUCCUGAGCUGGAAGCUGCAUUGCAAUCCGACAAGGAGUUGGAGGUCGGAUCUACGCAGCCAGAACCAAGGCCCAUCUCACCCACCCAGGCAAUGGCUGAUCAGAUACUUGCUUCAAUGUCCAAUGCGUCUCCGUCACCAAUCAAAAAGUCGCGGCACACUUUAUCCCUGGCGGAGCGGACUCGGAUGUCCAUGACGAGGACCAAGUCCUUUGACCCGGAGGACGAUCUAGACUUGAAUCUGCUCUCACCAUCGACGGCUAAAAGCCUCAAGGCCGGCAGCAUCUCAGCACCGGCCAACGUGGAACCCAGCUCGGGCGAAGCAUAUGAAGACCUCAUUGCUCGCACGCGCCGGUCCAUGGCGGGUUUUGAGGCUGCGAAGCAGAAGGCACAACUAGACAGGAGACGCUCGGAGAGGAAAAGCAAGAUGCCACAGAAAAAGGACAGCUAUUUCCCAAAGCUGGCGGAAGAAGACGAGACGGUUGAUGCCUCGAUCAUAGACGAAUUGUUGGAGGCGCCGCAGGAAGAUAUGGAAGCCGUGUUCAAGAGUCGGCCUAGGAUGAGAACAAGUCCAGUUCCAAGUCCCGGGGGAAGAUGGGAUGAGGAAGGCUAUGAGUCCUAG
This is a messenger RNA of Neoarthrinium moseri, 2304 nucleotides long. RefSeq lists its product as uncharacterized. Bases 1 to 2304 code for a protein of 767 amino acids. The record is from RefSeq and is a predicted model, not a curated record. Lineage: Eukaryota; Fungi; Ascomycota; Sordariomycetes; Amphisphaeriales; Apiosporaceae. The transcript has a single exon.